AUGGCAGAAUUCGCUGAGAAAAACAGACAAGUCUUCGACAAGAAGGCUGCCUCUUACAUGAACGAUUUUUCUGGUGUCAUCCAGUCCAUCUGCAACCAGGUUGAGAACCGCCGGCUUUGGAUCAGUGACAAAUGGACAGAUACCCAUGCUGGAAAGGGACAAGAAUUUCGGUUGCUCGAAUAUGCUUGUGGACCAGGUGCCAUAUCUGUGACACUGGCUCCAUUUGUGACAAAGGUCCUUGGAUUAGAUGUCUCCGAUAAUAUGGUUGCGGAAUUCAACAAGAACGCAGAGGCGGCUGGUCUUUCAGACAAAAUGAGUGCGCAGAGAGGCGACCUCCUGGCGGACAACGCGUCAACUGAACUGUCUGCUCCGGAAUUUUUCAACUUUGAUGCUCUUGUUGUCAGCAUGGCCCUCCACCACUUCGAUGACGCUGGCAAAGCCCUAAAGAGCCUUGCAGAGCGAUUGCAGUCGGGUGGCACUUGCGUAAUUGUUGAUCUCGUGCCUGACCAUUCACACGAUUUCCGGGAGCAAGUCCGCGAACAUUUCAGCCGGGAGACUGCCGAGACCGUCAAGACGCACGGAUUCACACUGGAGCAAAUGAGGGACUUGUUUGCAGGCGCUGGCUUGACGAACUUUGGCUACCAUGUCUUUGAGGAACCAGUGGUAUUCCGCAAAAAUGGGAAAGAGAUCUCAAAGACUCUUUUCUUGGCUAGAGCACAACGCUCAUAG
Messenger RNA from Aspergillus chevalieri, 729 nucleotides. RefSeq names its product class I SAM-dependent methyltransferase. Bases 1 to 729 code for a protein of 242 amino acids. The transcript has 3 exons. The record is from RefSeq and is a predicted model, not a curated record. Lineage: Eukaryota; Fungi; Ascomycota; Eurotiomycetes; Eurotiales; Aspergillaceae.